AUGGUUGAAAAGGUUGGAGAUUUUGGGCUUGCCAUGUUGUUGAUUGCAGGAAUUGACGCUCAAUCUUCUAUCAGGUCGACGAAUGUAUUAAAAGGUUCCAUAGGCUACAUACUUCUAGCGUAUGGUCUUGGGGGGAAACCCUCAACUGUAGGUGAUGUGUACAGCUUCGGAAUUAUGUUGCUAGAGUUUUUUACUGGAAAGAACCCAACCCAUGACAGCAUUGUAGAAGGAUUAAGCUUAACGAAAUGGGUAAAACCGGCUUUCCCAACCAACAUGGAGCAAGUUCUAGACCCUGAGCCACCUUCAGACAUUGAAAACCUUUGUCGUGAUGAUCAAUCCAUAAGCUCCGAAAUACGACGUGAUUAUUUGAAAAUAAUCGUUGAUGUCGCGUUAUCCUGUACUUUUGAUUCUCUGAAUGAGCAUAUAAACUUGAGAGGUGCUUAUCAUAAGUUGAAAUGUGUUAAAGAAGUCCUUCUCAAACCUAAUGUUACAUAG
This is a messenger RNA of Ilex paraguariensis (yerba mate), 495 nucleotides long. NCBI's taxonomy places the organism in Eukaryota, Viridiplantae, Streptophyta, Magnoliopsida, Aquifoliales, Aquifoliaceae. The record is from the annotation of a GenBank genome assembly.